UGGAGGGCAAUCAGCUGAUUGGACCACACAUGUUGGAGGGCGGAGCCAUGAUGGGCAAGGAUUACAUGUUGGCCAUCCUCAUAGUCAACUAUGACGACAACAUCUGGACCGACCAGAACCUGCUGCUGGAUCCGGACCUUCCCUCCGGCUGGAGAACCAUCAAAGACUCAACAGGAACCUACUACUGGCAUGUUCCCACCGGUGCCACGCAAUGGCACCACCCCCGCCUCAGCGGGACGCCACAGCUGCUCGACACCCAGCAAGAGGAGGUUGGACAGCAGAGCUCCAAGAGAGAGACAGACGAACCACCUGAGGCCAGGUCUUCGUGGCACGAAGAUUAUCUCACCAACCAUGACCCCAACUCCAAGUGUUUUGCGGUGAGGUCUCUGGGCUGGCUGGAGGUGGAGGAGGAGGACCUGUCUCCGGGUCGCAGCAGUCUGGCCGUCAGUAACGUCAUCCAGCAGCUGUCUCACUGCAGCAGCCCCGAGCAGAGAGACAGGACGGGGGCCUGGGGGGAGGGUCGGGAGAUGAUGCUGGUCCUGAAGAAAGACACUCUGACACUGUUGGACCCCCUAGACCACACCCCCCUUCACUGUCAGCCAAUCAUCAACAUCCGUGUCUGGGGGGUGGGCUGCAACAACGGCAGGGACAGGGACUUUGCCUUCGUGGCCGGCGAUAAGGACAGCUGUGUGCUGAAGUGUCACGUGUUUCGCUGCAACGCUCCGGCCAAAGCCAUCGCCACGGCGCUGCAUGAGAUGUGCUCCAAGAUGAUGUCGGAGAAGACGCUGAUGAGGCCAUCUCGCUCUCUGACGAUGGACAGCAUCUCACCUGAAGACCUGCCCAGACAAGUGGAGUUCCUGGAGGCAAUGCGGCAGCAGGUCCAGAAGUUUGAGGUCCAGUACAUCGGAAACCUGCCGGUGUCCAGAGCGAUGGGUAUGGAGGUGCUGAACAGAGCGAUAGAAAGCAUCAUGAACUCCACAGACCGAGAUGAGUGGGAGCCGGCCGUCAUCCACGUUACCGACAACAUCCUGUCUCUGUGGAAGGGCGAGGAAGGGGAGGAGCCUUUCUGGGAGUGUCAGGUACGUUUCCUCACCUUUCUGGGUGUCGGCCACGACAGCCACACCUUCGCUGUGAUCGUAGACGGCGGCACGCAGGAGUUCGAGUGUCACGUGUUCUGGUGUGAACCGGACGCAGGGAUCCUGUCUGAGGCCGUCCAGGCUGCGUGUAUGGUUCAGUAUCAGAAGUGUCUGGUGGCUCAGACUCCACCUCCGAGGACCAAGUCGUGGCGUGCGAUGCCGUCAAAGAUCAAACGGGCCAACUCCAUGGACAGCGCCGCCUUCCCUCCCCUCACGUCCCGUCACAAUGGCGGCAGCAGCAGCACCAUGAUGAUGCCCGGGAUCACCAAGGGCAACGGCAGCAGUAGCAACGUGAGGAAGGGGAUGAUGGCGUUCUUUGAAACUUUCCGGAACAAACAGGCCACCACCUCAUAAUGACGGGGGCGGGGCCAUCAGGGACACGUGACAGCAGAGACCGCCGAUCCUCCAGGACUCAAACGUGUUCGCCAAAACCACAAUGGCGUCUUCAGACCAACGUCUGAUUGGCUGAACUCUGUGUGCGCACGGCUCUGGUGGUCCGACCGGCUGAUUCUGCCGCCUUCACGUCACCAGCGACGACCCGGAGACCGCAGUCGCCUCGCCUCCUGUUUAUGGCGAGCCACCUGACCGCUGGUUGAACAACAUGAACCGACCAGAGCAGGAACAAUGAACAACUACUGGACUGCAGACAAGUCGCACACGAGUGAAUCCAAGACGACCGACCAGGAACGCCUCCUCACCUGCUCCGUUACC
Molecule: messenger RNA, 1847 nt
Organism: Micropterus dolomieu (smallmouth bass)
Lineage: Eukaryota; Metazoa; Chordata; Actinopteri; Centrarchiformes; Centrarchidae
Gene: apbb3
Product: amyloid beta (A4) precursor protein-binding, family B, member 3
Exons: 13
Coding region: 30-1490 (486 amino acids)
Biological process (GO): regulation of DNA-templated transcription
Cellular component (GO): nucleus; cytoplasm
Molecular function (GO): transcription factor binding; amyloid-beta binding
Source: RefSeq, a predicted model, not a curated record